Rotaria sordida is the source of this 1443-nucleotide messenger RNA. The record is from the annotation of a GenBank genome assembly. NCBI's taxonomy places the organism in Eukaryota, Metazoa, Rotifera, Eurotatoria, Philodinida, Philodinidae.
AUGGUAUCUUAUGCUUGGACAGGAACACAAGAUCUUGCUUAUGAAGUAGCUGAACAAUUAAAGAAUGAAAACAUUCCAAUUUGGAUGGAUAUUCGAAAUGGACUUGGCGGAAAUAUUAAUGAUGGAAUGGCUGAAGCUGUAGAAAAUAGUGCGGCUGUUUGUUUCUUCAUGACACCAGAAUAUCAAAGUUCAAAAAGCUGUAGAAAAGAAUUAGAAUAUGCUGAAAAAUUAGAAAUCCCAUUAAUACCCUGUCGAUGUCGUGUAGAUUUCAAACCUUCUGGAUGGCUUGGUAUUAUCUCUGCUGGUUUAUUGUGGUAUGAUUUUCGAGAUUUAUCAGAUAAACCAGUAAAUAAUACAAUGAAUAAAUUAAUUAAUUAUAUACAAAUGAAUAUUUUUAAAACGACACCAACUGUAUUUCCUGAUCUUGAAGGUCGAACAUUACCAAUUAUAUUUCGUAAUCGUCAUCAAUUUCGAACUAUAGAAAAACAAUCUAUAACUAAUCAAGACGAAACAACAUUCUCAAAACUGAAUCAAUUAAAUAAUGAAAUUUCAUCUCUUUAUAAUACAGAUUUUGAUAAUGAACAAAAUGGUCAUCGUUUUACUUCAUCAUAUGAUCUUAUUGGUACAAAACAAAUGCUUAUGCCACUUGAAGGUUAUGAAACUGAACCAAUUGUAUCACUUGAAAAAUCUAUUGAAUUAUUAGUAGAUUUAUUUAAUGAUGAUAUUCAUCGAUAUGUUUUUAUAGCUAAACAAAAUACACGUACACCAAAAGAUAGUUUAACAUCUGAUGAAUCAGCUGCAAUUCAUCUUUAUUCAAUGCAAUGGCCUAAUAUUGAUGAUAGUUUAUAUAUUCAUCUUAAUCGAGCAUUACGUGGAGUUAAUCGACAAGUUAUUAUACCAUGGUUUUCUUAUUUAAAAUUAUUUUUAACUGCUUUAUUUAAAUUACCUUCAUGCCAUAAAACAAUAUGGCGUGGUGUAAAAGCUGAUUUAAGUAAUCAAUAUAAUAAAGAUCAAGAUAUAAUCUGGUGGGGUGUUAGUUCUUGUGCUAUAUCUGUUAGUGUUAUUGAACAAUUUAUUGGUCAAACAGGUACAAGAACAAUAUUUUCAAUUGAAGCAAUAAAUGCCAAAUUUAUUCGUGAACAUGCUUAUUUUAAAGAAGAAGAUGAAAUUAUUCUUCCUCCAGGAACUUAUCUUAAAGUGAUAGAUAAAAUACAACCAGCAAGAGAUCUUACAAUUAUCCAUUUAAAGGAAAUUAUACCUCCUUUUCCUUUAGUUGCAUCUCCAUUUAAUGAUGAUGAUAAUAAUCAACAAGAACAAUGUCAAAUUAAUUCAUCAUAUUCAAACCAACAAAGAGAAAUUAGAUCAGAAUCUAUAGUUAAGAAUAUUACAAAUCAAUUAUGUCAAAAUAUGGAUAGAACACAGAUAACAUCAGAAAAUAAAUAA